CUGCCGCCGCCACUCUCGGCGGCACUGGCGGGGCGGCGGCGGGAGCGGGAGGCUGCCGAGGAUAUCAAACUGGCUUAGGUCCACAAAGACUGUGCUGGUGUCAAGCUGCUUCUGACUUGCCUCCAGGUCUCAGGAGGAAAGGUACAGUUAACAGGGAGCUGGAGCCGUCCAUUUCUGCACUGUCAGCCACCGUGUCGGCGGAGAAUGGGCUCUGCAUCCUCCCUCUGAAUUGCAGAUUUCUCACUCUGUACCAUCCUAAAGGAGGGCUGGUUUUCGUCUACACUGAUCCCACUCAUCUGGUUUUUCCUUACACCCAGACUGUGUCAGUAUGCAUCUGUAGAGACCAGCUCUUCUCCCAGAGAAAUAUUUGUAGAAGCAACUGAACUGCUCCCUGAUACCAGAGUAAGACUUUCUAUCCACAGUCUGCAGAGCAAGGAUGUCCUAGAAGAGAGAAGAGUAGGAAGCAGUGAUGAAAUAUAGGAUGGACCUGAUAUAGUGAAUUACCUUUUCAUCAUCACGCAAUCCAGCUUAAGCUGUACCUUCAGGCUUGACAGCCCUUGUCAUUCAUAAUUUGAGGCAUCCAGUUUGCUGGCCUGGAGUGAUGCAACGUGAUACCUGUCCGCUGUGAGGUGUGAACAUGACAACCAGCAGCCGCACAUGUCCCGUACCGGCCGUGAAUGGACAUAUGACUCACUAUCCAGCAGCACCAUACCCCUUGCUUUUUCCUCCAGUCAUUGGUGGACUGUCACUUCCUUCCCUCCAUGGACUCCAGAGUCACCCACCAACCAGUGGAUGCAGCACCCCAUCACCUGCAACAGUUGAAACUCAGAGCACCAGUUCUGAGGAACUUGUUCCGAGCCCUCCUUCACCACUUCCACCCCCUCGUGUUUACAAGCCCUGUUUUGUUUGUCAAGACAAGUCAUCUGGAUAUCACUAUGGUGUCAGUGCUUGUGAAGGAUGUAAGGGCUUUUUCCGCAGGAGUAUCCAAAAGAACAUGGUUUACACAUGUCACAGAGAUAAAAACUGUGUUAUCAAUAAAGUUACCAGAAAUCGCUGCCAGUACUGCAGACUACAGAAGUGCUUUGAAGUGGGAAUGUCCAAAGAAUCUGUCAGAAAUGACAGGAACAAAAAGAAGAAGGAACCUUCAAAGCAGGAGUCCACAGAAAACUAUGAAAUGACAGCAGAGUUAGAUGAUCUCACUGAGAAGAUCCGAAAAGCUCACCAGGAAACCUUCCCCUCGCUCUGCCAGCUGGGAAAAUACACUACGAACUCCAGCGCAGAUCAUCGGGUUCGACUGGACCUUGGGCUUUGGGACAAAUUCAGUGAACUUGCAACAAAGUGCAUUAUUAAAAUAGUGGAAUUUGCAAAGCGAUUGCCAGGCUUUACAAGUUUGACCAUUGCAGACCAAAUAACUCUACUGAAAGCAGCCUGCCUGGAUAUACUGAUCCUUAGAAUUUGCACAAGAUACACACCAGAACAAGACACCAUGACCUUUUCAGAUGGCCUUACCCUAAACAGAACUCAGAUGCACAACGCCGGAUUUGGCCCACUGACUGAUCUCGUGUUCACAUUUGCCAACCAGCUCCUGCCUUUGGAAAUGGAUGAUACAGAAACAGGUCUCCUUAGUGCCAUCUGCCUCAUCUGUGGAGAUCGCCAGGACCUUGAAGAACCAAUGAAAGUGGAUAAGCUUCAGGAACCCUUGCUUGAAGCACUGAAAAUUUACAUCCGAAAGAGACGACCCAACAAGCCUCAUAUGUUCCCAAAGAUCUUAAUGAAAAUCACGGAUCUUCGUAGCAUCAGUGCAAAAGGUGCAGAACGUGUCAUUACAUUGAAAAUGGAAAUUCCUGGAUCCAUGCCACCUCUUAUUCAGGAAAUGUUGGAGAACUCUGAAGGACAUGAACCACUGACACCAACCUCAAAUGGAAAUACUGCAGAACACAGUCCCAGUAUCUCACCUAGUUCAGUGGAUAACAGCAGUGUCAGUCAAUCCCCUAUGGUGGAAUAAGACAUUUUCCAGCUACUUCAGACAUUCCUAAUACCUUAUGUACAGGGAUGAAAAGCAAGAAAACAUUUUUACUGCUGCUUAGUUUCUGGACUUAAUAUAUAUCUAUAUAUGUAUAUAUAUAUAGAUAAACUCAACAAGGACCAAGAAAUUUUCAUAUGUAUCGAUAUAUACUCCUUGCUGUUUAAACUCUUAAAACUAGAAAAUGCAAACUUUUGAAACUCUAAAUCAGCCAUUUCAUGCAAAAAAAAAAAAUAGUUAAGCUUCUGUUUUCUUCUCUGAACACUCAAUAUUGCAUGGUGACAAGACAGAUCUCAGUCUUCAAAUUCUGGUUGCAUUUCUGAUGACUUUGUACAUACAAAUGUAUGGCUGUACUCUCCAUACUGGAUGUUUGGUGCUUUCCUUUUGUCUCUCAUACCUAAAACGAUCAAGACACCAACCACAGGACAUGGACUACUGUACACAUCCAGAGAAGGAAGUUGAAAGGACCGUCUGAUUUAGUUGAAAUAUGAAAACUUGUCCUUGCUGCCCUCAGUUUGCAUCUCCUUCCUUGUAAAAAGUAUACAAAAUGUCACUGCCCCAGCAGAAGAGGUAUCAGUAUCAGCAUUAACUGCCAGAUCAGUUAUUCAGAUGUCAUUUGUUCCACUGUUAAUGUCACUUUAAAGUUUAAAGAAGUGGUUUCUUAGCUGGCUGGUGACCUAGCUCCACAAUUACCUGCUCCAUUUCGACAGCAAUGCUAUAGCCUCCAAGGCAGAAACACUUUUCAGUGUUACCAUGUUUUUGUUUACUUGUUCACAAGCCAUUAGGGAAACUUCAUGGGAUGAUAACCAGCAGACUCACUUACAGCUUUUGAAUCGCUGAGUCCAGGGUAUUUCCUUACGAAUCAACUGCCAGGAAUCAGCUGGGCUUUCCAGCCUUCCAGGUGCUAAGGAAGUACAGCUAGGACUCCCAGAAACACAAGGAGAGAAUCUGCCUUCUUGGCCUUGUUAAAUCACCAUGAAGCAGAGUGAAAACUGUGGUAGGAUGGUUAACAGAUUUAAAGUGUCAGUUUCUUAGGUUUCAUUUAAAGCACUAGUGGAAUUUUUUUUUUUAUAUAUUCUAGCAAGUCUGUGAUGUACUUUCACUGGCUCUGUUUGUACAUUGAGAUUGUUUAACAAUGCUUUCUAUGUUCAUAUACUGUUUACCUUUUUCCAUGGAGUCUCCUGGCAAAGAAUAAAAUAUAUUUAU
Molecule: messenger RNA, 3229 nt
Organism: Melospiza georgiana
Lineage: Eukaryota; Metazoa; Chordata; Aves; Passeriformes; Passerellidae
Gene: RARB
Product: retinoic acid receptor beta
Exons: 11
Coding region: 638-2005 (455 amino acids)
Biological process (GO): regulation of transcription by RNA polymerase II; cellular response to corticotropin-releasing hormone stimulus; retinoic acid receptor signaling pathway
Cellular component (GO): nucleus; transcription regulator complex
Molecular function (GO): zinc ion binding; nuclear glucocorticoid receptor binding; nuclear receptor activity
Source: RefSeq, a predicted model, not a curated record